Messenger RNA from Fulvia fulva, 618 nucleotides. RefSeq names its product Nascent polypeptide-associated complex subunit alpha. Gene Ontology annotation, cellular component: nascent polypeptide-associated complex; cytoplasm. The coding region runs from base 1 to 618 and encodes 205 amino acids. The record is from RefSeq and is a predicted model, not a curated record. NCBI's taxonomy places the organism in Eukaryota, Fungi, Ascomycota, Dothideomycetes, Mycosphaerellales, Mycosphaerellaceae. Gene Ontology annotation, biological process: protein targeting to membrane. The transcript has 2 exons.
AUGGCCAACCCACGCGUCGAAGAAAUUGUUGACGAGCCCGAGAAGAAGGUCGACGAGGUUGAGGACGAGUCUUCCGACUCUGACGAGGAAGGAGGAGAUGCCAAUAUCCCAGCAGGCGCUCAGGUCGCCGUGCACAGCAGAAACGAGAAGAAGGCGCGCAAGGCCAUUGCCAAGCUUGGUCUGAAGCACGUCGAGGGCAUCACCCGUGUCACUCUCAGGCGACCAAAGAACAUCCUCUUCGUCAUUAGCCAGCCAGAUGUCUACAAGUCCCCUUCGAGCAACACCUGGAUCAUCUUCGGUGAGGCUAAGAUCGAGGACCUGAACUCCCAAGCUCAGGCAUCCGCUGCCCAGCAGCUUGCCGCACAGUCUGCCAACGAGCACGCCGGCCACGACCACUCGGCCGAGGGUGCCGACAAGGGCAAGGCAAUCGAAGGCGAUGCUGGUAAGAAGGCCGAGGAGGAAGAGGACGAUGGCGAGGAGGUUGACGAUACUGGUCUUGAGGCGAAGGACAUUGAGCUCGUCAUGGCUCAAGCCAGCGUCAGCCGGAAGAAGGCUGUCAAGGCGCUCAAGGAGAACGACAACGACAUUGUCAACAGUAUCAUGGCAUUGAGCAUAUAG